Messenger RNA from Macrosiphum euphorbiae (potato aphid), 2292 nucleotides. The record is from the annotation of a GenBank genome assembly. NCBI's taxonomy places the organism in Eukaryota, Metazoa, Arthropoda, Insecta, Hemiptera, Aphididae.
AUGCAGAACCAAGAACAUUUGCUACAAGAGAUUGAAGGCAUCGAUGAUUACUGGGGCCCGACUUUCCGAGCCAUAUACGACCAAGAUGACGACAGCCGCAAAUUCAUUGACACUUUGGACAACCGCAUCAAGCAGUACGACAAAGAAAUCGAACGUAUGUGCAAUUUCUAUUAUCAAGGUUUCAUAGAUUCUAUCAGAGAAUUGCAGCAAGUGGAAAACCAAGCAUCUAAAUUAAAAAAACAAGUUGUUCAACUGAAUUCAAAUGUACAAACUAUUGUUGCUGAGGUCACCAAUGCUGGCGAAGAAUUGGUUAAAGCCAGACAGGUGGAGAAUAAUAUUCAAUUGGCUAUUAAUAGCUUAUCUUUAUGUUUGCCUGCACUUUCUUCAUACAGUAAAUUACAAAAGCAAAUGGCUGACAAACGCUAUUAUCCUGCGCUGAAAACAUUAGAACAACUUGAACAAUUAUAUUUGCCUCAAGUAUCACAUUAUAAAUUUUUUAGACAAAUGAUAGAAAAAAUUCCUAAGCUUCGAGAAAAUAUCAAAGAAUCAUCCAUGUCAGAUUUAAAUUGUUUUUUAGAAACCAUAAGAAAAUUUUCAUCAAAAGUUGGUGAAGCUGCAAUGAAGCAUAGUGUUGAACAACAAAACUUUGAUUUUGGCUUAACUAAAUUAAAGAAGAAAAAAGAUUCACCAGAAGAUAACUCUGACGAUGAAGAUUCAUUGAGUGCGCAAGAUCUUAUUGAUUUUUCACCUGUAUACCGUUGUCUUCAUAUUUGUACUGUAUUGUCUUCACGAGACACUUUCGACGCUUAUUAUAGGCAACAAAGAAGAGAACAAGCACUUUUAACUCUACACCCUCCUAACAACAUGCACGAAUCUAUUUCAAGCUACUGCUAUUAUUUACAGUGCAUUGUAGGAUUUUUCGUUGUAGAAGAUCAUGUAUUAAACACCGGUAAUGGAUUGUUGACAAGACCUUAUUUGGAAGAUUUGUGGAAAAUGGCUUCUGAUAAGGUUGUUAGCAUAAUGAGAACAAAUACUGCGUACUGUACAGAUGCAAAUUUACUCUUAAGAAUUAAAGAUUUAAUUAUGGUAUUUUGCAUAACUCUUAGAAGUUAUGGAUAUCCUGUUAAAAACUAUAUGGAAUUAUUACAUGAAAUACAAGAACAUUACAACGAAAUACUUAUGCAAAAAUGGGUUCAAGUGUUUAGGGAUAUUUUAUAUAGAGAAACUUUUUGUCAUCUUGAGGUUGAUAAUCAAGAUCAAUAUGAUAAUGUUGUACGAACUUUUCCUUAUCAAGAUGAUCAAUUAGAAUCCUCAAAAUUUCCUAGGAAAUUUCCAUUUUCUUCAAUGGUGCCUAGUGUUUAUGAUCAAGUAAAACAGUUUAUAUUUGCUUGUCUAAAGUUUUCCAAUGACCUAAAUUUUAGUGAAGGCGAAGUAGAUGAAAUGGUUCAAAAAUCUACCAAAUUGCUACUAUCUCGAACUUUUAGUGGAUGCUUAUCAUCUGCAUUUCAUCAACCACGACUUGGUCUUUUACAAGUAAUACAGAUUAUUGUUGACACUGGAUAUUUGGAAAAAUCAUCAAAAUCAAUUCAACAAUUUGUAUCGGAAGCUACUGGAUCUACUGGUGGUACUGUUGGUGAUGAUGCAGGCAUAACAUUGGGUGUGGCCAGAAAUGAUGCUGAACAUCACAUGUAUGAUAAAAUGAAAUUAAAAUUAAAUGAAUUUUUAGAUUUAGAAGACUAUGAUUGGAUGUUAGUCGAACCAACUGGUCAAGCUUCCUCAUUUGUUACUGACUUAAUAAACUUUCUACGAGUUGUUUUUAAUGCAUUAAGAAAUCUUACUGAAGAAGUGUCUGUGCAUGUGUGUCAAGUAGCAUUUGAACACAUAUCAAAAUCUAUAUUAAAUUUAUUACUCAGUGAUGAUAUUAAACAAUUAUCGAUGGGUGCCUUAAAUCAAUUGAAUCUAGAUGUUAUACAAUGUGAACUAUUUGCUGCAUCAGAGCCUGUUGGAAAAACUGAUGAACCAGAUUUUUCUCAACAUUUUGCACCAUUGAGACAACUUUUGGACUUACUUCUGAGUUGGGAUUGGUCAACCUACUUUCAUGAUUAUGGUCAAGAAACGUCAAAAUAUUCUCAUGUUAAACCAACUACAGCCAUUAUUGUUUUAGAAAAAUUAAAAGAAGCUGAUAAAAAAAGUGUAUUUUCAGUAUUAAAGAAAAGUGAAAGAGAUAAAAAGAAAUUAUUAGAAACUGUUUUAAAACAGUUGAAGCAAUUAGCAAUAACUGUUCAGCAAUAA